Messenger RNA from Parascedosporium putredinis, 1281 nucleotides. The record is from the annotation of a GenBank genome assembly. NCBI's taxonomy places the organism in Eukaryota, Fungi, Ascomycota, Sordariomycetes, Microascales, Microascaceae.
AUGUCGAACACGGCAGGGGAAAUCCAUGCCAGCGGUUCUGCUAGAGUUCAGAUUGGCGAUAACCACUACUACCCCGCACCUGCCGACCCUCAAACAACCGGCUCUCGAACUGGAGCUAAAAGCGACGACUUUUCCAUUACCUUUGGCAUUUCCAAUGUCGUUGCCAUCGAUAACUUUGUUACGAGAGAAGAUGAGCUCGCUCGGAUGCACGAGAAACUUAGCGGCCUCGACAUUCGUCGGCGCACUAUUAUUCUUCAAGGCCUAGGAGGAAUAGGUAAAACCCAGCUUACAGUCGAUUUCAUCAAGGUAGCUAAGCGAAUUCUACAGGAAUACCUAUUAGCCCACUAUCUAUCCCGCUCAGACGCGAUGGAGAGCUUAGAUAAGGUAGCCGAGGCCACGCUCGCUUGGCUAAGUCUCCGCGAAAACACGAAAUGGCUACAGAUUUCAUUUAACCAUGUUAAGAAGCGAAACCAGCUCUUAGCUAACCUUCUGCGGCUCUGGGCCUAUCUCGAUAAUCAGGACGUUUGGUGCUCGCGCGCUCUCUACGUCGACCAGGGCAAGCUCAAUAAGGCGGAGAAGAUAUAUAAGCGAGCGUUAGAUGGAUUUGAGAAGGUGUCAGACUAUAACCAUAUAUCGACGCUCGAAACCGACAAUAACUUAGGCGCUCUCUACGCCAACCAGGGCGCUCUCUACGCCAACCAGGGCAAGUUCGAUGAGGCGGAGAAGAUGUAUAAGCGAGCGCUUGGCGAGGUAGAGAAGAUGUAUAAGCGAGCGUUAGAUGGAAAAGAGAAGGUGUAUGGCUAUGACCAUAUAUCGACGCUCGACACAGUCGGUAACUUUGGUAACCUCUAUGCCUUCCAGGGUAGGCUUGAUAAGGCAGAGAAGAUGUAUAAGCGAGCGUUAGAUGGAAAAGAGAAGGUGUAUGGCUAUGACCACAUAUCGACACUCGACACAGUUAAUAACUUAGGCGCUCUCUACGCCAACCAGGGCAAGCUCGAUGACGCAGAGAAGAUAUAUAAGCGAGCGUUAGUUGGAAAAGAGAAGGUAUAUAGCUAUGACCACACAUCGACGCUCGACACAGUCUAUAACUUAGGCAAACUCUACGCUGACCAGGGCAAACUCGAUGAGGCGGAGAAGAUGCACAGGCGAGUACGUCUCGCCUACCAUGGCCUUCCUAGCCUGUCCGGCAAUGAAUUCGAACGGCUGGAGCAUCUCACGGCAUCGUUCGAGCCCUGCAACGGUAUUGCUUUCACCCUUCUUGCUUUCGGUACUACUAGCUAA